Molecule: messenger RNA, 1659 nt
Organism: Nannizzia gypsea CBS 118893
Lineage: Eukaryota; Fungi; Ascomycota; Eurotiomycetes; Onygenales; Arthrodermataceae
Product: rhodocoxin reductase
Exons: 3
Coding region: 1-1659 (552 amino acids)
Cellular component (GO): cytoplasm
Molecular function (GO): 2 iron, 2 sulfur cluster binding; oxidoreductase activity, acting on NAD(P)H; flavin adenine dinucleotide binding
Source: RefSeq, a predicted model, not a curated record
AUGCCUGAAUACAAACUCACCGGCUCCUCGCCCAGCGAGAUCAAGAACGGAGACAAGGUUGAAGUUCAAGUGGAAGGCCUUGAGGGAGUGAAGCUUCUUCUCGUGAAACUUGACGACAAAGUCCAUGGCCUUACCGCUAGAUGUACACAUUACGGAGCGCCCAUGGUCAAGGGUGUUCUCACUCCUGAUGCAAGAAUAACCUGUCCGUGGCAUGGAGCUUGUUUCAAUGUUAUUAGUGGAGAUGUGGAAGAUGCUCCCGCUCCAAAUGCACUGAACAAGUAUGACAUUUCUGAAAAGGAUGGAGCGUUUUAUGUCCAGUCCGAUGAGGCAUCCCUCAAAGCAUGGGGCAGGGAACCAGUGAAGACCUGCAAGGUUGCUGGAAACGACAAAGUUGUUGUUGUUGGAGGAGGGAGCGGAGCGUUCGGUACCAUUGAAUCUCUCAGAGAGCUCGGAUAUAGUGGAAAUAUCACCAUGAUAUCAAAAGAGCCAAACCUUCCGUUAGACAGGACAAAGUUCUCCAAGGCAUUGAUAGCCGACCCUUCAAAGAUCGAACUCAGAUCCAAGGAUUGGUACUCGGGCGUCUCUGUAGAGACGGUUUCCGACGAAGUGACUUCUGUAGACUUCGAGAACAAAUCAGUGGCUACAAAGUCCGGAAAGUCAUACCCAUAUACCAAACUUGUCUUGGCAACAGGAGGUACUCCUAGAGUCCUGCCACUUCCAGGUUUCAAAGAGUUGGGCAAUGUCUUCACUCUUCGGUAUGUCACGGAUGUCCAGGCCAUCUUGGCCGCAGUGGGAGAGAAGGGUAAGAACAUCGUCGUCAUCGGAAGCUCUUUCAUUGGUAUGGAAGUAGGCAAUGCACUGGCAAAGGAGAACAAGGUUACCAUUGUUGGGAUGGAGUCUGCACCUCUAGAGCGCGUUAUGGGAGCAGAGGUCGGCCGCAUUUUCCAACGUAACCUAGAGAAAUCAGGUGUGAAAUUCCACAUGUCCGCAUCUGUGGAGAAAGCCACUCCAUCCUCUGCAGACUCGUCCAAGGUCGGUGCAGUACACUUGAAGGAUGGGACCGAAUUGCCGGCUGAUCUAGUCAUACUCGGCGUUGGUGUUGCUCCUGCAACCGAAUAUAUCAAAGAGAACCCUGCAGUAACACUUGAAGGAGAUGGGUCUCUCAGGACGGAUGAGUCCUUCGCUGUUCAGGGCCUAAAGGACGUCUACGCCAUAGGAGACAUUGCCACAUAUCCUUACCAUGGCCCUGGAGGGCAAGAGGGUAAAGUUCAUGUUCGUAUCGAACAUUGGAACGUGGCCCAAAACUCCGGUCGUAGCGUUGGCCGCACCAUUGCACACUCAGCAACAUCCAGCCAUCCUAUAAAGCCAAAGGCGUUCAUUCCAAUCUUCUGGUCGGCAUUAGGUGCUCAGCUCCGGUACUGUGGUAACACAGCUAACGGAUAUGAUGAUGUUGUCAUGAAAGGGCAGCCAGAGAAUGCGAAGUUUGCAGCCUUUUAUACCUCUGGUGACACAGUAGUAGCAGUUGCUACCAUGGGAAUGGAUCCGAUCAAUUCCAAGAGUGCUGAGCUCAUGAGAAGGGGAAAUAUGCCUGGGAAGAAGGAACUGAUUGCAGGAACUGAUGUGUUGACUGUUGACGUCCCUGGCAAGGUGGUCAUGUAA